Messenger RNA from Closterium sp. NIES-65, 822 nucleotides. The record is from the annotation of a GenBank genome assembly. Lineage: Eukaryota; Viridiplantae; Streptophyta; Zygnematophyceae; Desmidiales; Closteriaceae.
AUGGAUUUCAAAAUGGUUGAUGUAGGGUUGGUUAGCAGCCAAGACAAGGCCAUUCCUGGCCCAUCCGCACUAGUUACUGCAACUGGGACCGCAAGCCCUCUCGUACCUCUCGAGCUCAUAGGGGGGCAAUACAUAGGAGUACCCACGUCACCAAAGAGCAACAGGUUUAGUGGCAGGGGGCUGGCUGCACCCUCACAUCGGUAUGGGAAGUCUCGUGAUGAGACCGACGAGAAUUCAGAGGAGGCCGAGGAGGAUGCGGAAGGGGGGCCCCCUAAUGUCAAGGGUGGUGGGGGGGAGGGGAAGCCAAAGGGAUUGGCUGGAGAGUGGCGGCUGGAAAAGAAGCGCCUACGCAUCCAACGUAGUCCAUCCGAUAGCAAUGACGAGGAUUAUGAUCCAAAGAAAGAUAGGGAUUGCGCGGGGUUGAGGGAUGACGAGGAGGAGGAGGAGAAGGGUGAGGAGGAGGAGGAGGAGGAGGAGGAGGAGGAGGAGGAGGAGGAGGGGGAGGAGGAGGAGGAGGAGGAGGAGGAGGAGGGGGAGGAGGGGGAGGGAGAGGGUAGUGAGGGUGGCUACGAUGGAGUUCCCAACAAGAAGUUGGUGGAUUGGCCACACGUGGCCUCGUGGCCCAAUAUCCCGGUGGUGCAGACCGCGAGCGCGAAGGGUGAGGCAGGUGGCAUUGAGCGCUUUGUUAUAGCGAGGGUGAGUAAGCUAAAGCUUCGUGUGGCGAUCACGAAGCUUGUGGUGACCGGCGACUUGCCCUUUCGCAUCGUCGAGCUGGGUGCGGGGAGAAAGCUUUCACCCCAUGUGCUAUUCGAUGUGCUUUGA